Messenger RNA from Oldenlandia corymbosa var. corymbosa, 5884 nucleotides. The record is from the annotation of a GenBank genome assembly. Lineage: Eukaryota; Viridiplantae; Streptophyta; Magnoliopsida; Gentianales; Rubiaceae.
GUCUACGCUAUAGUAGCUUAUACAUGUAAUAUUUUUGCCUUUUGCUUUUUCUUGGUUUCAUGAAAGAGCUAGUAUUAUUCUACUACAUUUCAAUUCUUCUGGUCGACUUGACUGUUUCUUUCCUUCUAUUAAAAACGGGGAAAAAAAAUCAAUCAGAAAAAAGGGUGAAAAGUUGGUAGUAUUGCUGAUGGCUAUGGUUUCCUUUCUUUUGGGUUUUUGCAACACAACAAUUAGAAGAUAGUAACUAAAAACAACACCACAAUUAGAGGAGGAUGAUGAUGAUGAGCUAACCAAAUUCCAAUAACAGUUUAUUUGGUCUGCCCUGGGAGGCGCCAAAUUGUCUGCGUUUGUUUUUCCUACGGUACUUCUACUAAUUAUAUACAUAUUUUUUUAUUCAUUUCUUCUUCUUUAGUGUAAAUGCUACACGUUUGCAAUGUCUAUUGGUCCAAAUCUCUGAACGAUACGCGCUUGUUUCCCAACUUUCAAGACUGCUAUCCAAUUUAGAAAAGUCUUUACAUCAUUCUUACUAUUUUACAAGUUGCUAUAGAAGCUAAUCCAUGCUGCAUCUUCAUUCACGAAUAUUUAUUUGAUUGUAAACUAAUUGGCAUUGAUCCUUUUCCACUCAUCCCUUCUACUACUACUAUUUCUCUCUGUUUCUUCUAUUUCGCUGAUCAUCAUAUCCAACAGGAGGUUUAAACCAUAAACAAAGAAUUGACUUUGAUUCUCUUCUUCAUAAAGCUUACCACCCUUUUUCUGAACAAAAGCCAAACAAUAAAAUCCCUUUUCUUGGACCCAUUUUUAAAUCAUACCUAAUUCCGUCUGCAUUUCCCCCUUUCCCUAUUAAUUUUGUGUUUGCCUGUGUGUAUUUUCUUUAUUCUUUUAUCAGGAAAAAAUUCCUCCCUCUUUCGUCUCAUUCAUUCUGAUUAACCCUUUCAGUUGAUCAUUGAGGAAGAGUUUGAUGAACCCCUUUUCAGCUCUCCCACAUAUUGAUUCAAAACUCUCCCAAAAAUACAAUCUUUCUUUCCUCCUUCCCUAUUGGGCUCAACCUGUUUGUGCUUUUGAUCACUUAAAAAAGCUUUAUUGCUGUUAGUUAUGAAGCUGUUGGUGCGUGUGAUUGAGGGAAAAAACAUACCACCAAUGGACCCAAAUGGGCUGAGUGAUCCGUAUGUGAGGUUGCAGUUGGGAAAGCAGAGGUAUAAGACCAAAGUGGUUAAGAAAUGCUUGAACCCAUCUUGGUGUGAGGAGUUCUCUUUCAGGGUUGAGGACUUGAAGGAGGAGCUCCUUGUUUCUGUUUUGGAUGAAGACAAGUACUUUAAUGAUGAUUUUGUUGGUCAGAUCAAAGUCCCCGUUUCUAGAGUUUUUGAUGCUCCUGAUAAGUCCCUUGGCACUGCUUGGUACACUCUGCUGCCCAAGAACAAGAAGGCUAAAACCAAGGACUGUGGUCAGUUUCAUAUUUUGUCUCACUUUACUGCUUUAAAGUAACAGUCUUCUUUCUUCUUUUUUUAUUUUUUUUUCCCUUUCCUGUUCUCUUUUGGAGUUGAGAGACAUGAUUUAUUUGAAUGUAAAUGAAAACGUAUUUUCCAUAGAUGAUCAAUAUUGGGGAUCCUUCCUAGUGGAAUAAAAACCAAGUGGUUGUUUGUUGGAGUUAAGGUAGUCUUCUACUUGCUGCCUUGGUUUCAUUAAAAUCUAGAUACCGUGUGGUGUCAAAUCGAAUGACUCCAGGCAUUUUCAUGAGUUUGGUUUUAUCAAAAGAUCUACAUUGCUGAUUAAUCAGGAAAUUACAUAAAUUAACAAAUUUUUUUUUCCCAUUGGGUUGGACAAGGACGGCUCCUUUCUUCUUGGUUCCUUCAUAUUGUUGCUGUUACAUAGUUACAGAAUGUUAAAUGUAGGGGGAAAUGCAGUUUGUAAUGAAUAUGGUUUGGUGGAAUAUUGUAAUGAUUUUGCUCCUUUAAGUAGUAUGUUCGUACUUGGGCGUAGAAAUCUUACAAAUCCCUUGGUUAGAUGAGUUGAAACAAUAGAACCACUUACUCACAUUAAAAGGGGAGGAUAAUAUCUAAAACAACUUGGAAAGAAAAAAUUAUAAAUAACUUGGUUUAUUAAAAUUCAAAUGAAAAAUACUUGUGUCAACCAAACACAUUGGUGACAUGUGAUCCAUAUAGACAGCCCCAUUAGAGGGUAAAGGCUCGUUAUGUUGUUAAUGUUGCCCUUUGAGUUAGAUUAUGCUAUGAUAGAGUACUUGGUAGUUUGAACUGCUUCUUUAAGUUAGAUAAUGUCAUGAUAGUUUGUAGUUGGACGCUGAGAAUUUUGGACGAUCAUGUAAUACAUUCUGUAUGUAUUUUGUACUAGGUGAAAUUCUUCUCACAAUAUGUUUUUCACAAAGCAAUUUGUUAGUUGAGUCACCAGCUGUUGGUGAUCAUUUACCACUAUCUAGGAAGUAUGCUGAUAAUGCAGGGAGUGACUCACCUUCAAGGUCUGCCAAUGUUCCAGUAAGAUCACUUUCUCCUGUAAAAUUAGAAGAAGCUGCUCCUUCCAAAGACGACAAAACACACGCCCAAACCUUUGCUGGCCGAAUUGCUCAGAUUUUCAACAAAAAUGGGGACGCAGCCACUACCAAAGUUGUUCCAGAUGCGUUAGAACUGCCUGAAUGUGCCAAUCCUCCCGUUAGUGAUGUCGAUAAUGAUGAGGAGACAUCUUCUUAUAACUUUGACGAACUUAUGAAAAGCAUGGAAACGAAAAACCAAGGAGGUGAAAUUCCAAGCAAUUUACCUGGUGGAGUAGUUUUGGACCGAAUGUAUGUAAUUGCGCCUCUCGAACUGAACUCUUUACUCUUCGCUCAAGAUUCAAACUUUUACAAAUCUGCCACAGACAUGCAGGGAUCCACCGAGUUACAGGUAGGACCUUGGAGAUUUGAGAAUGGUGGGGGUGAACUAAAGAGAGUGGUUACUUAUAUUAAAGCUGCAACGAAAUUAAUCAAAGCUCUCAAAGCAACUGAAGAGCAAACGUACUUGAUAGCCGAUGGCAAGGUUUUUGCAGUUUUAUCUUCUGUGAGCACUCCCGAUGCUCCGUAUGGAAGUAGUUUUAGGGUGGAAGUGCUCUACUGCAUCACUCCAGGCCCUGAUCUUCCAUCGGGAGAACUGUCUUCUCGGCUGGUUGUAUCGUGGCGAAUUAAUUUCUUGCAGAGCACUAUGAUGAAAGGUAUGAUUGAGAAUGGGGCUCGGCAAGGUAUUAGAGAUAGUUUUGAGGUGUACGGGAAUGUGCUAUCGCAAACUGUAAAGACGGUUGAUUUGAAAGACAUCACUUCUGAGAAGGAACAAGUGUUGGCAUCUAUAAAGGUGGAGCAGCAAUCGGAUUGGAAACUGGCAGUUCAGUAUUUCGCUAAUUUUACUGUAGUAUCAACUGUGCUUGUGGGGUUAUACAUCUUUGUGCACAUUUCCUUGGCCACUCCUGGAACAGUUCAAGGGCUUGAGUUUGUCGGGCUAGACUUACCAGAUUCCAUUGGAGAAUUGGUUGUCUGCGGAAUAUUAGUUCUCCAAGGCAAACGAGUGCUUGAAUUGAUGUCACGCUUCAUGCAGGCAAGGGUACAAAAAGGCAGUGACCAUGGAAUUAAAGCACAAGGAGAUGGUUGGUUGCUCACUGUGGCCUUGAUUGAAGGAAGCAACUUAGCUGCUGUCGAUUCAAGUGGUUUUUCAGAUCCGUAUGUUGUCUUUACUUGCAAUGGAAAAACAAGAACGAGUUCAAUAAAAUUUCAGAAGUCUGAUCCACUGUGGAAUGAAAUAUUUGAAUUUGAUGCAAUGGAUGAUCCUCCAUCUGUGCUGGAAGUGGAAGUUUAUGAUUUUGAUGGGCCUUUUGACGAGGCAACAUCCCUUGGCCACACUGAAAUUAAUUUUCUAAAAACUAACAUAUCAGAUUUAUCUGAUGUUUGGGUUCCUCUCCAAGGGAAGUUAGCUCAGGCUUGCCAGUCUAAGUUACAUUUGAGAAUCUUUUUGAAUAACACAAGAGGCGGCAAUGUUGUGAAAGAUUAUUUAACAAAGAUGGAGAAGGAAGUGGGGAAGAAGAUACGCUUGCGCUCACCUCAAACAAAUUCUGCAUUCCAAAAGCUAUUUGGCCUUCCACCUGAAGAGUUCCUCAUCAACGACUUCACUUGCCACUUGAAACGCAAGAUGCCCCUUCAGGGCCGCCUGUUUUUGUCGGCUAGAAUAAUUGGUUUCCAUGCAGAUCUGUUUGGGCACAAGACUAAGUUUUUCUUCCUUUGGGAAGAUAUAGAGGACAUACAAGUUGUUGCCCCUACUUUGUCUUCAAUGGGCAGUCCGAUAAUUGUCAUGACAUUAAAGCCUGGAAGGGGCUUUGAUGCAAGGCACGGUGCAAAGACACAAGAUGAAGAAGGGAGACUGAAGUUCCAUUUUCACUCGUUUGUGUCAUUUAAUGUGGCAAAUAGAACGAUUAUGGCACUGUGGAAAGCAAGGGCCCUGAGCCCCGAGCAAAAGGUCCAAUUAGUUGAAGAAGAAUCUGACCCUAAAAGUCUACGAGCUUCUGAAGAGGAUUCAAUUGCAAAAUCCCUUCAAGACAUGGAUGACGACUCCGAAUCCAAAACUCUCCAAACAGAAGAGAGCGGGUCAUUUUUAGGCGUUGAGGAUGUUAGCAUGUCUCUGGUUUAUUCUUCUGUUCUUUCUAUUCCUACGAGUUUCUUUAUGGAGUUAUUUGGAGGCAAUGAGCUUGAUCGUAGGGUUAUGGAGAGAGCUGGCUGUGUUAAUUACUCUUACAGCCCCUGGGAGUCUGAGCAGAAGCCUGAUGUUUUCCAAAGACAGCUUUACUACAAAUUUGAUAAACGCAUCUCUCGGUAUAGAGGAGAAGUGACGAGUACUCAGCAGAAAUCACACCUCCCUGAUAGAAACGGUUGGCUUGUUGAAGAGGUUAUGACCCUCCAUGGAGUCCCGCUUGGCGAUUAUUUCAGCCUUCACCUUAGAUACCAGGUUGAGGAUGUACCCUCAAGAUCAAUGGCAUGUAACGUUCAAGUAUAUUUUGGAAUCGCUUGGUUAAAGUAUACCAGACACCAGAAAAGGAUCACAAAGAACAUUCUAAUGAACCUGCAAGAGCGCUUAUUGGUCAUGUUCAGCGUACUUGAAAAGGAAUUUGUUACUGCUGGAAAAUGAAAUGGAAUGGAGUGGAAAGUUGUUUGAGAGAUCUUUUCAUUCAGUCAUGUAUCCUGCGAUGAAUUCGAGAAGGAAGCCUCAACAUUUAAUGAUGAGUGAAUCCUGUCCUUUUGUGGUGGUGCAAACGGAUAUCCAACGGGACAAAAAACGGAUAUCCAAGCCGAGCGACAUUGUACAAUACUGUAAGUCUGUAAUACAGUUCUAGUAUUCCUAUUUUUCACAUAGUAAUUGGGGUUGUGUGUGAAGAAAUGGAGGAGGAGGAGGAGGAGGAGGAGGAGGAGUGGCUUCUGUGGGAGAUUGAAAAGUAUAGACGCAAACCUGCUAGCUGGCUGGCUUGCUGUUGUUGGAUAUUCCAUGGUUUUUUCUUUUAGGUUGAAGUGGUUCGCUGGUUGCACUGGGUUUUAUGAGUUUGAAGCAGAUCAGAUGAUCCUCAGGAGCUUUUUUUUUUUUUUUUUUAAGUUAAUUUCCUUGGAGUGAUCUGAUGUACCAUGCAGUAUAAUUUAAAAGGCUAAAAAUUUGUAUUCUUUGUUAAUUCUCUGACUCAACAAGUACAGUGGAUUACACAGUUCAAUCUAAUACUGCCUUACUUAUGUUGUGGCUUCAUAAUAUUUGGUUCUCAAUUCACAAGGGAAUAGUAGAAAAAAAAAAUGUUGAGUAGUUUAUAUGUAUUUUGAGGUGGUGCUAACGUUUAAACAACAAUGUGCCAAAUGUUUAUGAGGUUAAUUGAUUCAAAG